Molecule: messenger RNA, 652 nt
Organism: Guyanagaster necrorhizus
Lineage: Eukaryota; Fungi; Basidiomycota; Agaricomycetes; Agaricales; Physalacriaceae
Exons: 9
Coding region: 197-586 (129 amino acids)
Source: RefSeq, a predicted model, not a curated record
GUACAUCCUCGGUGGCAACAUACGUACUGGCAGGCGCUUCUCAACACGAUUUUCCAACGAAUACGGUCUAAUAAUAAUAACCCGGAAAACUCAUUCAUUACUCGGACAUGAUACCGUUUUUAUGUUUCCGAAAUAUCCCUACGGAAAGGAUAAAAGUUCAACUACUUGCUUGUUGCCCUUCUCAUUGCCCAGAAACAUGAAGCUAUCCUUGAUCACCGUUGCCUUGUUCGCUGCCUUUGUUCAUGCUGCGCCCGCGCCAAGCGUCGAUGUUCCCGCUUCGAUGGAAGAGCUCACCGCGGCAUCCCCCGAUACUGCUUUUAAACGAAGCAUAGACGUUCCCUCCUCGAUGGAAGAGCUCACCGAGGCAUCCCCUGAUACUGCUUUUAAGCGAAGUGUUGACGUACCCACCUCGAUGGAAGGACUCACGGGAGAAACCCCAGAUGUCGCCUUCAAGCGAGGUAUCGACGUGCCUGCCUCAAUGGAAGAACUCAAAGGAGCAUCUCCAGGGACUGCCUUCAAACGAAGUGUUGACGUACCCGCUUCAAUGGAAGGACUUACUGGAGAAAACCCGGAUACUGCCUUCUAGCGAGAUUGCGACUUCCCGCUGUCUGCAGAGCUGAUGUCUCUUUCAAGCGUAGAGAGCCUAUAGUAG